AUGCCUCAAAUCGACGCCAUCAAAUUCUCAAACUACACGGCUCUCUAUCUCUUCAUCUACUCUCUAUUCCUAGCCACAUAUCUCGUCAGCAACCUCCUCUCCAUCCUAUUCUUCCAAUACACCCUAGAAGACUACAAACUACUCGGAGAGACCGUUCUCACUGAAUUAUUGAUUUUCGGGGCGAUUAGUCUGCUGAGAGUCGGCGUCCGAUGGAUUCAUAGAAUUCUGAAAGUUGAUCAGUUGGAGAGAUGGCGAAACGAGAUAUUGAUUGGGCUGGUGGGCGUGGCCACGUGUGGAAUUGUGCCGAGAGUUGCCGUGCAUUUUGUGGAGAUUCGGGCGUGGACAAUCUACUACUCCCUAAUUGUCUUCACCACCUCAGCCAUCCUCUUCGGCAUCACAUUCCUCUGCAACACGGAUUCCGAGUGCCAAUUCAUGUACUCUCUCCGUGACAAAACCUCAUGGACCAUUAUCAUCAUCCAUACCGUAAUCCUCGCCGCUACAGUAUACUUUGGCAUCCACGUGUCACCCGACUGGAAAACAUCUACAGUAAUCGCCCUGUGCCACGUUUCGUUUUCAGCAAUGUGUGCAGUGAGUACUGUAGAGAUUGGGAUGAUUUUGCGCGGUGCGUUUCGACUUCGAUUGGAUGAAAAGGUGGUUGUACACAAAUCGGAGACGGUACCUCAGAUGGUGGCACCCAAAAUUACUAUGUUUAAUUAUUCUAUUUGA
This is a messenger RNA of Caenorhabditis remanei, 726 nucleotides long. RefSeq lists its product as uncharacterized. The transcript is spliced from 2 exons. The record is from RefSeq and is a predicted model, not a curated record. The coding region runs from base 1 to 726 and encodes 241 amino acids. Lineage: Eukaryota; Metazoa; Nematoda; Chromadorea; Rhabditida; Rhabditidae.